Molecule: messenger RNA, 661 nt
Organism: Fusarium vanettenii 77-13-4
Lineage: Eukaryota; Fungi; Ascomycota; Sordariomycetes; Hypocreales; Nectriaceae
Product: ubiquitin-40S ribosomal protein S31 fusion protein
Exons: 3
Coding region: 68-529 (153 amino acids)
Biological process (GO): translation; modification-dependent protein catabolic process; protein ubiquitination
Cellular component (GO): cytoplasm; nucleus; ribosome
Molecular function (GO): structural constituent of ribosome; ubiquitin protein ligase binding; protein tag activity
Source: RefSeq, a predicted model, not a curated record
CAACCCAUCCCGCACCAUCUGAGGAUUGCUUAGGAAGGCAAUAAUUCUUAUUGUCGAGCUAGGCAAGAUGCAGAUCUUCGUCAAGACCCUUACGGGGAAGACCAUCACCCUUGAGGUGGAGUCUUCCGACACCAUCGACAACGUCAAGUCCAAGAUCCAGGACAAGGAGGGCAUUCCCCCCGACCAGCAGCGACUUAUCUUUGCUGGCAAGCAGCUCGAGGAUGGCCGCACCCUGAGCGACUACAACAUCCAGAAGGAGAGCACCCUCCACCUGGUCCUCCGCCUGCGUGGUGGUGCCAAGAAGCGCAAGAAGAAGGUCUACACCACCCCCAAGAAGAUCAAGCACAAGCGCAAGAAGACCAAGUUGGCUGUGCUCAAGUACUACAAGGUCGACUCUGAUGGCAAGAUCGAGCGACUUCGACGCGAGUGCCCCAGCGACACUUGCGGCGCUGGUGUCUUCAUGGCUGCCAUGCAGGACCGUCAGUACUGUGGUCGUUGCCACCUGACCUACGUCUUCGACAAGCAAUAAAUGCAUGACCAAGGGAUUUGAAUUGGGAUUGAUGACGGAACGGAUUGGGUGCCAAAAAUGGGCGUUGAAGGCUGUAGCAUAGAGCACAUCCAGUUUCUGAGAUAAUGCAUGCUUGAUUGAGACGACAACAAC